Eruca vesicaria subsp. sativa (arugula) is the source of this 1095-nucleotide messenger RNA. The record is from the annotation of a GenBank genome assembly. Lineage: Eukaryota; Viridiplantae; Streptophyta; Magnoliopsida; Brassicales; Brassicaceae.
AUGCAAGUGUUGAUGAUAACAGGACUAACAAAAGCUCUUUCGAAUUACGCCAGAAAGCUUUUGUAUACAGAAGAUGGUAUCCCAACAUGGGUUAGACCAGAGGCACGGCGGCUCAUGGAGGAAGAAAUACCACUAGAUGAAGAGCCACCAGUGAAGGCUGAUGCAGUGGUGGCUCAAGAUGGAAGUGGACAGUACAAGACAAUUGCCGAGGCUCUAAAUUUUGUUCCUAAAGACAACAGCCCAUUCGUCAUCUACAUCAAAGAAGGUAUAUACAAGGAGCAAGUAAUGAUCACAAAGAAAAUGCCAUACAUCACUUUCCUCGGUGAUGGACAAAACUUGACCAUAAUCAGCGGCAGCCUCAGCUUCGGUGUCGGAAGAAUCAAGACGUUCCUGUCAGCCACCGUCAUAAUCGAGGGCGAGCACUUCACAGCAAAAAGCAUAGGGAUCGAGAACACGGCAGGACCAGAGGGACGACAAGCAGUGGCAAUGAGAGUCUCAGCGGACUACGCCGUAUUCUACGAAUGCAAAUUCGACGGUUACCAAGACACAUUAUACGUCCACUCUCAACGUCAAUUCUACCGCGACUGCACCAUCACAGGAACCAUAGAUUUCGUCUUCGGCGACGCGAAAUGCCUCCUCCAAAACUCCGUACUCGUCGUCAGAAAGCCCAAGAGAGGUCAGACGUGCGUCGUCACCGCUCAGGGACGCAGCGACAGACGUGAAUCAACCGGACUAGUGCUACAAAACUGCCAUAUAACUGGUGAUGCGGACUUCAUGGCGUUGAAGCCUGCGAAGAAAGUGUAUCUAGGAAGACCGUGGAAAAGAUUCUCGAGGACGAUCAUGUUGAUGUCGGCGCUCGAUGAUAUCGUGCAUCCGGACGGGUGGCUUAAGUGGAAGGGUGACUUUGCGCUCAAGACGCUGUACUACGCUGAGUAUAGUAGUGCUGGGUUAGGAGCGAAUGAUAGCGUUAGAGUGAAAUGGCCAGGUGUCAAGAAUAUAACGGCUGAAGAGGCUCAGUUAUACACUGGGGGUAGGUUUUUAGGUGGUGAUUCGUGGAUCCCUCAGACACAAGUUCCGUACAUUGCCAACUUGUAG